AUGACUCAGUGUACUUCCUGUUCUUCACUACUAAGUACAAGCAAAACCAGUGUCAGCGUCACCAUGGAUGACGAACCGCUUGACAAAAUUGAGGCUCCCAUAUCUAUCUAUCUAUUUAUCUAUGUCUUUUCAUUAUUUAUCUGUUUAUCUAAAUCGCUCUCUAUGUGUCUUUCUUUCUUUCUUUCUUUCUUUCUAUCUAUCUAUCUAUAUUCAUAUCUGUCUAUCCUAGCUAGCUAUCCCAGUCUGGCCAUAUCUAUCUAUCUAUCUAUCUAUCUAUCUAUCUAUCUAUCUAUCUAUCUAUCUAAGACAAUUCAUUCUCUAUCUGUCUGCUCCCAUAUCUAUCUAUCUAUCUAUCUAUCUAUCUAUCUAUCUAUCUAUCUAUCUAUCUAUCUAUUCUAUGUCUAUCUAUCUAUCUAUCUAUCUAUCUAUCUAUCUAUCUAUCUAUCUAUCUAUCUAAAUCUAUUCAUAUCUAAAUCUAUUUACUAUCUAUCUCUAAGUCUAUGUCUAUCUAUCUAUCUAUCUAUCUAUCUAUGUUCUAUGUCUAUCUAUCUAUCUAUCUAUCUAAAUCUAUUCAUAUCUAAAUCUAUUUGUAUAUAUCUGAGUCUAUCCAUAUCUAUCUAUCUAUCUAUCUAUCUAUCUAUCUAUCUAUCUAUCUAUCUAUCUAUCUAUCUAUUCAUAUCUAAAUCUAUUUGUAUAUAUCUGAGUCUAUCCAUAUCUAUCUAUCUAUCUAUCUAUCUAUCUAUCUAUCUAUCUAUCUAUCUAUUCAUAUCUAAAUCUAUUUGUAUAUAUCUGAGUCUAUCCAUAUCUAUCUAUCUAUCUAUCUAUCUAUCUAUCUAUCUCUCUCUCUCUCUCUCUCUCUCUCUCUCUCUAUAUAUAUAUAUAUAUAUAUAUAUAUAUAUUCUAUGUCUAUGUAAUAUCUAUCUAUCUAUCUAUCUAUCUAUCUAUCUAUCUAUCUAUCUAUCUAUCUCCACCCACUUAGACUCUCAACCCAGAAAUUUUACGGAAACAACGUGUGUUAAUCACAACCGCUUUCAGAAUAACUCAACAAUUCCUAACACUGACAACGUUUAUUCUUGGAUGCGUUUCUUUAAAAGAAAGCGAAGUCCUUAA
Molecule: messenger RNA, 1110 nt
Organism: Acanthosepion pharaonis
Lineage: Eukaryota; Metazoa; Mollusca; Cephalopoda; Sepiida; Sepiidae
Source: the annotation of a GenBank genome assembly